Mizuhopecten yessoensis (Yesso scallop) is the source of this 7357-nucleotide messenger RNA. RefSeq lists its product as uncharacterized. Gene Ontology annotation, cellular component: cytoplasm. The transcript is spliced from 8 exons. Gene Ontology annotation, biological process: signal transduction. Gene Ontology annotation, molecular function: protein binding. The record is from RefSeq and is a predicted model, not a curated record. The coding region runs from base 210 to 6377 and encodes 2055 amino acids. NCBI's taxonomy places the organism in Eukaryota, Metazoa, Mollusca, Bivalvia, Pectinida, Pectinidae.
ACGACUGGUACGGAAACGAGCCACUCAAACUUCGGGGAAACAAGGAAACAGAUUGUAGAAGGCAGAGAGGCCGAUUUUAUGUUUCAUGUCAGAUUCUACCAUCCCAACAAACACAAGGACAGAGCUUAUUCACGAAUACAGACAACCUGACGAUGAUACUCCAACAAAAAUGACAACAUUGGACAUCAGUAGACCACUUCCGGUCAAGAAUGGACGUUAAAUAUAUGGGUCAGCUGUCGCUAGAUAUCGGUAAGGAAUGGUGUCUACUCGCCUACCAGCUCGGCUUCCGUGACUCCCAGCUGGACCAUCUCCGGGCAGCUUUUCCCUACAACACACCGCAAUGUGUCGCCUCCAUGCUGGUCAAAUGGCACGAGACUGCCUUAAAACAUCAUAUCAACCCACUUCCGCUGUUGAUACGGUCCCUCACAGAAGUUGAUCGUUAUGACCUAGUACAGAAAAUUAACUGUGAUUUUGACGAGCCGGAUGAUGGUAGCCUAUUCAACAAUCAAAAUAAAAAGCUCUCCGACUUUAAUGCCAAGGUGAAAAAGAUCCGUUUUGGUCAAGCACAGGGCGACAUGCAGAUGUUCUUGGAUCAGAGCGAGAGAUUUCUAGAGUUCCAAGUUAAAGACAAAAAGCUUUUUGUCAAUACCAGGGCUGCUAGAGUGGCGUUGGAACUUCUUUCCACAAAAGGAACGCUUACUUUGAUGGGAAACCCCGGUGAUGGUAAGUCUACCAUUGCUGUUAACUUGCUGACCCGUCUCCGGAACGAAGGAGCUACUAUCAUUGUGUUAUCCGAUCCGGCCCUCAUAGAACGUAUUUACGACGACGAUAAACAAAUAGUAUAUUUUGUGGACGACGCCUUCGGAACACCAACAGUGAAUAGCAGACUUUUGGAAACAUGGACGCGACUUCAUGAUAAGAUUGAAAGUCUCGUCAAACUGGACAAGUGUAAACUUCUGAUUACAACGAGAAAACAUGUUUACAUGAAAUGUCAGUCACUUUUGCAUAAAUGCCCUUCUUAUAAGGAGAAUCUUAUCGACCUCUCCGGAGAGGAAUAUUGCCUGAACAUGUUCGAAAAAAACAGACUCGUUGCCAGUUACUGUCAGGACCAUGGCCUUUUCCCGGCACAAUUAAGCAUCACUAAAGAGUGUGCUUAUGUACCCGGCUUCCCUCUUCUGUGUAAGAUGUUUGGCAACGACAAACAAAUGCAGGAAUUAGACGUUUACUUCGAUCAGACGCUUUCUGUCUUGUACAAUCAGUUACAAAUGUUGGCCACCACCGAUGGUCACGCUUUCUGUGGCUUGGUACUGGUGAUGAUGUUUGACGGCAGACUUCCGCGAGCAGUGUUUGACCAGUUCACGCCGUGUUGUGACCAGGACCGGACAAAAAUCCAGACAAUCAUGAGAGUGUACGGUAUUCAAGCCUGUGACGAUGGAAAGGUGGAGACAUGUCUCGAUGAAAUGAUCGGUGUCUAUGUAGAGGAGGUAGAAGAGGACUUCCGAUUUAUCCAUGACGCUAUCUUUGAUACUGUUUGUCUUAUAUUUGGUAUACGUUAUCCAAAUGAAAUCAUUCGGGUAGCAUCGUCCGACUUCAUAGAGAAAAGGAUAAGAACAGAAAGUAUUCCUGGCGCAAGUAACCAUUGCCUUGAUUACGUUAUCGUAUUGAAGAAAUCUAAGUAUCACGUAUUGGCCGCCAGGUGGAUCGCAGAUGCGUCACGUGGUAUUAUCCGGGCUAUGUUCGGUAAUCCAAGUAUCCAUGACGUUGAUAUGCAGGCUGCUCUUGUUGAUCAAGUUAGAAAGCUAGCUCCAAAAGCGUCCAUGGAGCUGUUCACUAAUGCAGAGGCAAAGACUUCGUCACUGAACCAGUUUAAAGAAACCGUUCUGUUCUUGGCUUGCAAGGAGGGGUUAGUCUCUCUCGUUCAAGUUCUCCUAGAGAAGCAGAAGAUAUUGAAAGCUGAUAAUGUCGAGCACGCGUCAAUUCUAACAAUACCUGACAGCUGUAUGAUUGAGGCUGUCGAUAGAAUACAUCUGAACGUUGUCAAAACGUUAUUAGAUCACGGCGCCAGGGUCAACAUUGCAUGUGGGUCUUUGUCUUACCGGUGUCUCCAGGUCGCAUGUAAGAAGGGAAGUCUCGAUAUGGUAAAGCUGCUGAUGCUUUACGGCGCGGAUGUCAAUCUAGAAGACCACAAUGGGAAACAGGCGGUACAUUACGCAAGUGAAUUUGGACGUCUAGAGAUACUAAAGGAGUUACACAACAAUAACGCGUCCCUGUCGGCUAAGGACAGGACCGACAGACAGGCAAUUCAUUACGCCGGUAUAGCUGGCAGUCUAGAGUGUGUCCAGUUUCUGCAACAGGAAGGAAUCCGAUUGAAUGUACCUGACAGAAUGGAUAAGAAUGUUCUUCACUACGCGUCGACUGCCCACUGCCCAGCUCUCAUUAGAUACCUGGUGUCCAAUGGGGCUAACACUAACAGUCUUGACAGCAUGGGGGCUUCUCCCCUACAUUUGGCUUGUAAGGCUAACUUUGCCGAGAACAUUGAGAUUCUUUUGAGUAAUGGUUCUGAUCCUAAUCAAGUGGACGCUUCUAUGUGCCUACCAUUACACUCCGCUUGUAAAUGUGGUGGACCGGAGCAAGACGGACGUGAUUCUUUCCGAUGUGUCCAGCUUCUCCUGAACGUAGUAAGUGAUGUGAACGCUGUGGACAGUUUUGGUAAAACUGCUCUUCAUUAUGCAUGCACCUGGGCUCGCGAUCGACGGUUGGACUGUGUAACGUUACUGCUUUCCAAGGGAGCAGACCCCAGUAUUAUAGAUGAUUAUGAACGCCAGCCUAUAUUUUACGCUUGUGAGAGCAGGAACCUGAAAUGUGUACAGACAUUGGUGAACCAUGGCAUCGACGUUAACCAUCGUGGGCCGCAGGGGAAACAGCCUAUACAUUAUGCAUGUGGAAGGGGAAACAUAGAUGUUGUAAAAAUGUUGGUGGAGAAAGGAGCAUCCACCAAUUCUGUGGACAGCAAGGGGAAACAACCCCUUCACUACGCCAGUCAGCAUGGGAACAAUGACUGUCUGCGCUAUCUCCUGGAAUGUGGAGUAGACGUGAACUGUGUUGACAAACAGGGUUGUCGCCCUUUACACUAUGCCUGCAAGUGGUGUCGCCCUAACGCUGUCCGCCUGUUAAUCAAACAUGGCGCUAGUCCUGAGGAAAAGGACAACGAUAAUAGGAUGCCUGAUGACCUCGUACCGAAAUGGUCACCUAGAAAAAGUCAAAUGAAGCGGUUCCUCCGAGGGAAUAGUCUUGAUCUGGGUCAGCUUUCGCUAGAUAUCGGUAAGGAAUGGUGUCUACUCGCCUACCAGCUCGGCUUCAGUGACUCCCAGCUGGACCAUCUCCGGGCAGCUUUUCCCUACAACACACCGCAAUGUGUCGCCUCCAUGCUGGUCAAAUGGCACGAGACUGCCUUGAAACAUCAUAUCACCCCGCUUCCGCUGUUGAUACGGUCCCUCACAGAAGUUGAUCGUUAUGACCUAGUACAGAAAAUUAACUGCGAUUUUGACGAGCCGGAUGAUGGUAGCCUAUUCAACAAUCAAAAUAAAAAGCUCUCCGACUUUAAUGCCAAGGUGAAAAAGAUCCGUUUUGGUCAAGCACAGGGCGACAUGCAGAUGUUCUUGGAUCAGACCCAGAGAUUUCUAGAGUUCAAAGUUAAAGACAAAAAGCUUUUUGUCAAUACCAGGGCUGCUAGAGUGGCGUUGGAACUUCUUUCCACAAAAGGAACGCUUACUUUGAUGGGAAACCCCGGUGAUGGCAAGUCUACCAUUGCUGUUAACUUGCUGACCCGUCUCCGGAACGAAGGAGCUACUAUCAUUGUGUUAUCCGAUCCGGCCCUCAUAGAACGUAUUUACGACGACGAUAAACAAAUAGUAUAUUUUGUGGACGACGCCUUCGGAACACCAACAGUGAAUAGCAGACUUUUGGAAACAUGGACGCGACUUCAUGAUAAGAUUGAAAGUCUCGUCAAACUGGACAAGUGUAAACUUCUGAUUACAACGAGAAAACAUGUUUACAUGAAAUGUCAGUCACUUUUGCAUAAAUGCCCUUCUUAUAAGGAGAAUCUUAUCGACCUCUCCGGAGAGGAAUAUUGCCUGAACAUGUUCGAAAAAAACAGACUCGUUGCCAGUUACUGUCAGGACCAUGGCCUUUUCCCGGCACAAUUAAGCAUCACUAAAGAGUGUGCUUAUGUACCCGGCUUCCCUCUUCUGUGUAAGAUGUUUGGCAACGACAAACAAAUGCAGGAAUUAGACGUUUACUUCGAUCAGACGCUUUCUGUCUUGUACAAUCAGUUACAAAUGUUGGCCACCACCGAUGGUCACGCUUUCUGUGGCUUGGUACUGGUGAUGAUGUUUGACGGCAGACUUCCGCGAGCAGUGUUUGACCAGUUCACGCCGUGUUGUGACCAGGACCGGACAAAAAUCCAGACAAUCAUGAGAGUGUACGGUAUUCAAGCCUGUGACGAUGGAAAGGUGGAGACAUGUCUCGAUGAAAUGAUCGGUGUCUAUGUAGAGGAGGUAGAAGAGGACUUCCGAUUUAUCCAUGACGCUAUCUUUGAUACUGUUUGUCUUAUAUUUGGUAUACGUUAUCCAAAUGAAAUCAUUCGGGUAGCAUCGUCCGACUUCAUAGAGAAAAGGAUAAGAACAGAAAGUAUUCCUGGCGCAAGUAACCAUUGCCUUGAUUACGUUAUCGUAUUGAAGAAAUCUAAGUAUCACGUAUUGGCCGCCAGGUGGAUCGCAGAUGCGUCACGUGGUAUUAUCCGGGCUAUGUUCGGUAAUCCAAGUAUCCAUGACGUUGAUAUGCAGGCUGCUCUUGUUGAUCAAGUUAGAAAGCUAGCUCCAAAAGCGUCCAUGGAGCUGUUCACUAAUGCAGAGGCAAAGACUUCGUCACUGAACCAGUUUAAAGAAACCGUUCUGUUCUUGGCUUGCAAGGAGGGGUUAGUCUCUCUCGUUCAAGUUCUCCUAGAGAAGCAGAAGAUAUUGAAAGCUGAUAAUGUCGAGCACGCGUCAAUUCUAACAAUACCUGACAGCUGUAUGAUUGAGGCUGUCGAUAGAAUACAUCUGAACGUUGUCAAAACGUUAUUAGAUCACGGCGCCAGGGUCAACAUUGCAUGUGGGUCUUUGUCUUACCGGUGUCUCCAGGUCGCAUGUAAGAAGGGAAGUCUCGAUAUGGUAAAGCUGCUGAUGCUUUACGGCGCGGAUGUCAAUCUAGAAGACCACAAUGGGAAACAGGCGGUACAUUACGCAAGUGAAUUUGGACGUCUAGAGAUACUAAAGGAGUUACACAACAAUAACGCGUCCCUGUCGGCUAAGGACAGGACCGACAGACAGGCAAUUCAUUACGCCGGUAUAGCUGGCAGUCUAGAGUGUGUCCAGUUUCUGCAACAGGAAGGAAUCCGAUUGAAUGUACCUGACAGAAUGGAUAAGAAUGUUCUUCACUACGCGUCGACUGCCCACUGCCCAGCUCUCAUUAGAUACCUGGUGUCCAAUGGGGCUAACACUAACAGUCUUGACAGCAUGGGGGCUUCUCCCCUACAUUUGGCUUGUAAGGCUAACUUUGCCGAGAACAUUGAGAUUCUUUUGAGUAAUGGUUCUGAUCCUAAUCAAGUGGACGCUUCUAUGUGUCUACCAUUACACUCCGCUUGUAAAUGUGGUGGACCGGAGCAAGACGGACGUGAUUCUUUCCGAUGUGUCCAGCUUCUCCUGAACGUAGUAAGUGAUGUGAACGCUGUGGACAGUUUUGGUAAAACUGCUCUUCAUUAUGCAUGCACCUGGGCUCGCGAUCGACGGUUCGACUGUGUAACGUUACUGCUUUCCAAGGGAGCAGACCCCAGUAUUAUGGAUGACUAUGAACGCCAGCCUAUAUUUUACGCUUGUGAGAGCGGGAACCUGAAAUGUGUACAGACAUUGGUGAACCAUGGCAUCGACGUUAACCAUCGUGGGCCGCAGGGGAAACAGCCUAUACAUUAUGCAUGUGGAAGGGGAAACAUAGAUGUUGUAAAGAUGUUGGUGGAGAAAGGGGCAUCCACCAAUUCUGUGGACAGCAAGGGGAAACAACCCCUUCACUACGCCAGUCAGCAUGGGAACAAUGACUGUUUGAGUUAUCUACUGGAAUGUGGAGUAGACGUGAACUGUGUUGACAAACAGGGUUGUCGCCCUUUACAUUAUGCCUGCAAGUGGUGUCGCCCUAACGCUGUCCGCCUGUUAAUCAAACAUGGCGCUAGUCCUGAGGAAAAGGACAACGAUGAUAGGAUGCCUGAUGACCACGUACCAAAUUGGUCAUCUAGAAAAAGUCAAAUGAAGCGGUUCCUCCGAGGGCAUAGUCUUGAUACAAUCUAGAUUUUAGUUUGACAACGAACAAUCUAAAUGCGAUAAAGACAUAUUUUACUGGAGAGACUGAAUACCUACGUAUACAUGUAGAAAACAUGUUUAUUCCUGAAAAAUGAUAAAUGAUAUUCAGACAUAUUUCCCUACGACCAGUAACAUGUUGACAUCGUUUCUUUUUCCUCAAGGAUUUUUAAUAUCUUGCACACAUAUUUCUAUUAGAACAGUCUAAACACCAUGUAAAUAUGUGCCUUUCUUGAAAAGUUCCAAAUACCACGCAAAUCUGGUUGCCUAAAACAGUUUCAAAAUGAUAGAGUCAUGUUUCGUUCUGAAAAAAAUCCAAAUAUUAUGCAAGCAAAUUCCUCUCAAACAAGUCUUGAAACAAUGUCGACAUGUUUCUAUGAAAUUAGCCCAAAUUCUAUACAAACAUUUGUCUCUAAAACAGUUAAAAUAGUAGACAAUAUCAUUUUUCUCUCUAAGAGAUAUGUUGUAUUUGUAUAAAAAUCACAAGUGAAUUCUUUUGCUCAUGAAAGGAAAAAUCUAUCGUUACCUUCCCAGGGAAUGAAAACUCACACGUGUCAUCACCAGUUCACGAGGGGAUCUAUAACGUAGCUAUAUCCCAAUAGAGACAUGUCGUCAACUUGGUCACGUAAUUCAUGUAAUAUUGAUGAUGGCGCCGUGUAUUGCGUUAACCUACAUUUCAACAACAAAAAACACGGAAGGAUUCUGUGGAAAAAUAAUCUAUUGUGUAGACAGAGAACUCUAAAUUCUGGGGACAAGAUUUUUUAAAGUUUAUCACUCGAUACAAUCUCAUGUUAAACCUCAGUGAUGUUUCUGAUAGGAUAUAAUUCAUCUUGCGCUUGGAUUCAAUGCGGAUUGAUAAGGGGUCGUUUGAGUACCAGAAAUGUGUUCUUUUUCCCUAUAUCGAUAUCUAUGAUGGAGUUUACAAAUAAUAGUAAAGUGGAAAUGUUAAAGAUGACAUCAACGUUUUGACA